AUGGCCGAUGAUGCAGCUGCAGCAGACGAGCGCCUCUUGCAAAGGCUGAAUGCGCUCAAGCCGUCGACAGUGCGGCUUCAACGUGAGAGGAAACCGCUCGACUUUGAUACUCAGUCCCCAGGGCUAUUCACGUCACCUGGUGUUGAUCCCUCAUUGUACGGAAGCCUUGACGGCGCUUCGGGAAAUUAUACAGAAGAAGAAGAAGGGAUAACUCCUGAGACGCUUUUUGAUGGCGAUGCUAUUGAUGAUCUCAUUGCCAGCCUCGACCAGCCGCACGAUUUGACGCUCCAACCGUCAAAUGAUGGUGCUGAUGAUCAGGUCCGGAGUCUUUUGACUGACGCAAAUGAAUUUGUCAAAGAUACGGGUGGAAAUGGGUUUACAAAAGAUGUUUCUCACCAUGAAACUAAAAUCCAGAAGGAUGAUUGUAUAAAACUUCCCACACAGAAUGACGACGACAACUCCUCAAGCGACGAGGAAAAAGACGAGGCUGAAGCAGCGAGAUACUUAGAAAGCAUUUUGGAUGAGCUCAAUGUACAACAUCUCAGCAAUCCGCAAAAACAGGAUCUUCCCAUCCAAGAGCCAGAACCACACAGUCCCGACAACAACAAUAACAAAGACGACCAGGAUGUCGACGACGCACUGGCACAGAAAUUCGCUGCUCUCUCUCUCCCAUCUGUUCCAGCAGACUUGCCCGGAACCAAAAAAGAUCGCGCGGAAGAGAGAAGAAUACAGACAGAGUUUUGCUGUGUCUGCUAUGAUACCGCGACAACAAAGUGCCUAGAUUGUGAAGGAAACCAAUUCUUUUGCGCUCGCUGCUGGAAAGAAAUGCAUAUUGGUGAGGAGACAGUCUGGGCUGAUCAACCACAUAAAAGUGUCAAAUAUGAACCGUCGUCCAAUUGA
Messenger RNA from Talaromyces rugulosus, 900 nucleotides. RefSeq lists its product as uncharacterized. The record is from RefSeq and is a predicted model, not a curated record. The transcript has 2 exons. The coding region runs from base 1 to 900 and encodes 299 amino acids. NCBI's taxonomy places the organism in Eukaryota, Fungi, Ascomycota, Eurotiomycetes, Eurotiales, Trichocomaceae.